GUUACAAAAUGGAGACAAAUGCAGCAUCUAAUAGCCAUAUGGAAACUCUCGCUAAAAAUAAACUUCAUGUUUGCAAACAUUGUGGGAAGUCUUUUAAAACCGAAAGAUAUUUACGGAUACAUUCAAAAAGUCACGCAGGAGCGAAAGUCAAUAUUUGUGAUUUUUGUGGAAAAUGUUUUACAACGUCAAGCAUUUUAGAGGUUCAUCAGCGAAUUCACACAGGAUCUAAGCCAUAUGCAUGCAAAUCCUGUGGGAAGUGUUUCACGUCAGCUGGAAAUUUGAAAAGGCAUACCCGAAUUCACACAGGGGAAAAACCAUUCCUUUGUGAACAUUGUGAAAAACGUUUUACAACGUCAUGUAAUUUGAAGGUUCAUGAGAGAAUCUACACAGGAAUCAAACCAUACACAUGCAAAUCCUGUGGAAAAUGUUUUACGAGAGCCAGUAAUUUGAAUAUUCACAACCGAAUCCACACUGGAGAGAAGCCAUUCACUUGUAAGCAUUGCGGAUAAUGUUUUAGAGUGGGGUUUGAUAAAAGUGAAAGAACGCACACAGGAAUCAAACCACAUGAAUGCAAAUCCUGUGGAAAAUGUUAUACGAUGGCCGGAAAUUUGAAUAUUCAUAUCCGAAUUCACACCGGGGAAAAGCCAUAUGAUUGUAAACAUUGCGGAAAAUAUUUUACAACAUCGUGUAAUUUGAAGGUUCAUGAGAGAAUCCACACAGGAAUCAAACCAUACACAUGCAAAUCCUGUGGAAAAUGUUUUACGAUGGCCGGAAAUUUGAAUAUUCAUAUCCGAAUUCACACCGGGGAAAAGCCAUAUGAUUGUAAACAUUGCGGAAAAUAUUUUACAACAUCGUGUAAUUUGAAGGUUCAUGAGAGAAUCCACACAGGAAUCAAACCAUACACAUGCAAAUCCUGUGGAAAAUGUUUUACGAUGGCCGGAAAUUUGAAUAUUCAUAUCCGAAUUCACACCGGGGAAAAGCCAUAUGAUUGUAAACAUUGCGGAAAAUAUUUUACAACGUCAUGUAAUUUGAAGGUCCACGAAAAAACGCACACAGGAAUCAAACCAUAUAAAUUCCAAGCAUGUGGAAAACGUUUUACGAAAGCCACAAAUUUGAAUAUUCAUACCCGAACUCACACUGGGGAAAAGCCAUAUGAUUGUGAACAUUGCGGAAAAUGUUUUACAGAUGGUGGACAUUUGAAAAGACAUAUCCUAAUCCACACCGGAGAAAAACAUCACGCUCAAACAUAG
Messenger RNA from Styela clava, 1250 nucleotides. The record is from RefSeq and is a predicted model, not a curated record. NCBI's taxonomy places the organism in Eukaryota, Metazoa, Chordata, Ascidiacea, Stolidobranchia, Styelidae.